AUGACAAUUUCUAAUGAAAUUAUUGUAUUUACAAGUAAAACACUUACAGAACUAUCAUUUUCGGUACAUCCUAUUCCUCACGGAUGCAAUUCAUUCGAAACUAUCAUUAAUCCAGAAAAAGAUUCCGAAUUUAGUUAUGACCCGAGUAAAAAAGCACUAGAACAAUCAAAAGUAGAUUGCAUAUUGGCAACUAGUCCAGUUGCAUAUGAUGUUUCACUUACAAAAAGCGCUGGAAAUCAAAAUGAUUUCGAAUACCAGGAUUCUCUUCUCGGCCCUAGCAAUAAGAUAAAUGCCGGUGAAACACUUCCAAUAACAAACCAAACAGCAUUAUUUUUCAAAUACACGGCAACUUCGAAUCAAGAAAGAAACAUUGCAACAAUCAAAUUCACAUAUCCAAGCGGUUCAACUCCGGAACCCUCACAAACUAUCUUAUAUGAUGCAUCCAAGUUAUCAUAUUUUGCUUCUAAUUCCAUCAGCAUUACUCUGGUUGAUAAUUUUUAUUCAUUAGGCGAAGGAAAUUAUGAUUUAAAAGUUUCAUCAGCACAAACUAAUUGUUAUUUUAUUAAAGAGCGCAAUUAUGUAGUUUUUACAUAUUGGGAAAAUAUCAAUUGUGUUGCUGAAGGUUUAAACACCGAACUCAAAAUGCUUGGUGAUGACAAAAUUGUAGCACUCUUAGUCAAUGAAACUUGCUUUCUUCGAAUCAAUUCAGACUCUGAAGGAAAAUUUUCGGUAUGUGUUCUUCAAAUGAAAUCCGAAUAUCUAUCUUCUAGAUUUACAACCUCGUCAGGAGCUUAUACGUUAUAUAUAUCAGGAAAAUACACAACAGUUCAUGUCUUUGCUUUUCAAAAAGGUGAAAUAGAAGAAAGAGUUAACAGAGCUAAAAGAUGGAAAAGUGUAGGAACAAAGCCUGCUGUUUAUAGAUACAUUAAACAACGCGGUAUUGAUAGUAUAUCUGUAUCUGCAAGAACUGAAGAUAGUGAUACUUCCAUUAAAUAUUACAUUCACGGCGAUAGUGGUGGAUAUAAAGCAUAUUCUAUGACAUGGGAUAAAACCAAAAAUCUUUUCGACUAUGAUAUUGAUAUUGAUGCAAAAACCAUUUUGAGUAUCGGUCUAAUUAUUGGCAUUGUUAUUGCUGUUCUUGUAGUUAUAGCUAUUAUUGUCAUAAUUUGUAUAUGUUGCUGCUGCACAUCCGUCACAUGUUGCUGUUGCUGCUGCCUUGGAAGAAGAUCGAAGGAUUCAAGUUCAAGUUCUAGUUCCAGCUCAUCUAGCAAGAAGGGUAUGGAAAUGCAGCAGUAUCCACCUCAGCAAUAUCCACCUCAGCAAUACCCACCACAGCAAUAUCCACAAUAUCAAUAA
Molecule: messenger RNA, 1356 nt
Organism: Trichomonas vaginalis G3
Lineage: Eukaryota; Parabasalia; Trichomonadida; Trichomonadidae
Product: amelogenin-related protein family
Exons: 1
Coding region: 1-1356 (451 amino acids)
Source: RefSeq, a predicted model, not a curated record